UCGAAGACGUUGACGUUAAUUGAGCAAAGGAAUGUUCAUGCUUUGUUGACUUUUCUCCUUGCACUCAUAUCUCAUCGUAGUUGAAUUGUUAUGUCUUUCCUAAUAUUGAACUUUGUUCUGUUAUUCUCGCUUGUCGACCUCCACACGCUGUCGCGAGAGGAACCUAAAUGCAAUACUAAUGCGUACCCUCCAGAACUAAAGGAUAAAGUCAGUGAUGCUUACAUAAACCUUGAUUUGAAACCUGAAGAUCGAUGGAAGGAAAUUUCAAUGAACAUGAAAGUGGAGUUACUGGAAUUGCUGCAAGAAAUCAAGAACUUUACAAACUUCAUUUUGAAUGGAAAAUUGUUUGAUUACAUCGACAAGUAUUUGCCUUUUAUAGCGGACACGCUACCCGAUCCAUACGGCAACGAAAUUAAAGGUAUCGCCAAGGUAACUGGCAUACCGCUUGGUGAGGUUGUUCUCUACAACAUAUUUUACGAGGUCUUUACUGUGUGUACAUCCAUUGUAGCACAAACACCUGGAGGAAAAAUUUUCCAUGCGCGUAAUUUGGACUUUGGGCUUUUCCUUGGUUGGGACGUCACCAACAACACUUGGUCGUUGCCAGAAGUACUUCGUCCUCUCGUCCGCAAUUUUUAUUUUCAACGUAGUGGAAAAACCGCUUAUGUUGCUACUGGUUUUACUGGAUUUGUUGGCGCUGUAAAUGGGGUAAAACAGGGUGUUUUUUCAUUGACAAUGAACGAACGUUUUAAGAUCAAUGGUGGAUUUGUUGGUAUACUGGAAUGGAUUCUUGGUAACAGAGAGGCGAAAUGGACGACGUUUCUAGCCAGAGAUGUUCUUGAAAGUUCGUCAAGUUUCGAGAUGGCCUACAAUGCUCUCUCCAACAAGAAAAUUUUGGCACCGUGCUACUAUAUUCUUGGCGGUAACAGCACUGGACAAGGAGUUGUAAUUACUCGAGAUCGCACUCGGUCGAUUCAUCCAAUGAGAAUGAAGCAGACCGAGGCAGGUUGGUACGUUUUGCAGACGAAUUACGAUCAUUGGGAAGCUCCGCUGAUCAUCGAUGACCGACGUACUCCUGGCAAGAAGUGUAUGAAUGAUAUGACACAAAAGAAUGUUGGCUUUAAAGGAUUGUAUAACGUCAUGUCGACUGUACCAGUUCUAAAUGAGCUUACAUCAUAUACAGUAUUGAUGCAAGUCAACACUGGAAAAGUGGAAUCAUAUCGUCGUUACUGCAGCGAUCCUUGUUUUCCUUGGUAAUAUUAACUUUGUUAAAGUCGAAUCAUUUAGUUAAAUCAAACUGCUGAACGGAAGAUAUAUAUCCUCCUGUAUGACGUAUAUGAAAUCAAAAAUGUUACUGUAAGGAAUAUGAUUAUUUAAAUUAAUUUGGUAUCAAAGUUUUAAUUAUGAUAGUUUCAAAAAUAGAUCCUUUAAUUGACA
Messenger RNA from Xenia sp. Carnegie-2017, 1434 nucleotides. RefSeq names its product acid ceramidase-like. The transcript is spliced from 16 exons. NCBI's taxonomy places the organism in Eukaryota, Metazoa, Cnidaria, Anthozoa, Malacalcyonacea, Xeniidae. Gene Ontology annotation, molecular function: fatty acid amide hydrolase activity; N-acylsphingosine amidohydrolase activity. The coding region runs from base 91 to 1254 and encodes 387 amino acids. Gene Ontology annotation, cellular component: lysosome. The record is from RefSeq and is a predicted model, not a curated record. Gene Ontology annotation, biological process: fatty acid metabolic process.